Molecule: messenger RNA, 1152 nt
Organism: Pocillopora verrucosa
Lineage: Eukaryota; Metazoa; Cnidaria; Anthozoa; Scleractinia; Pocilloporidae
Product: cyclic GMP-AMP synthase-like receptor 1
Source: RefSeq, a predicted model, not a curated record
AUGGAUACCUCGACUAGGAAAGCAUUUUUUCACAAAUUACAGUCAAAUCCGCGCUGGAUAGACCAUGUGGUACCAAUGUUGCAAGCUGAAAAUGGAGAAGGAGACACUGCGAAGGAUUCGCCCUUCGAAUUAGUGGAAUCAGUCGUGAAUAUUCUCUUAAGCGCUGUGGCACAAUACGACUCGAAGUUUUCAUUCCAACCUGUCGAUGCGUCAAGUUUCUUCACGGAAAAGGAGAGGAACCAUUUUGAAUUGCUUCUUUUCCUUAGUCCAGACAGCCUUCGCCCUGCCGAAAUACGUUUGCAACAAGAAGGAUGUUCUCCGGGUGUCACGCUGGUCGAGGUGAUUCAAAACACGCACACUCUCAACACAUGGAAAAGUGAAUGCAGCAGAUCUUCUUCCGGACAGGAAUAUUUGUCAUCGAAAAUGUUACGAAAUGCAUUUUCUAAUCUUCUGUCCAUAUUGCUUACAGACAUGUUAUAUUUGCAGCUAUACCAUAACAAAACAACCCGUGGCAUUGAGGUCAGGAAUAUUUCUUCUGACAAUGAGGUCCGUGUUGAGAUUGACUUCCGAGGUUUGAUACUAACUGUUGACUUGUUAACUGCUAUUGAUUGCGAAGGUUUAUUGCCGAUUCACACUUAUCCUUCAAAAGGAAAAAAACUGGGUCACAAAAGAAACUCGCCUUCUAAACGGAAAACAGUUAACUGUGGGAUUCAGCUGGUUUCGAAAGCUACCUCGGUGGAGUAUCAUUGGAGAAUUUGGUAUUGCAAAGCAGAGAGAUUUGAGCUCGAUUUCAAAAGAUUUCCUCAAAGAUGGGAAAGUUUUCAGCUCUUUAAAACAUUGGUUUACAAAAAACUUGGUUGCAAUUUUCUUAAGCCAUACCUAUUACAGACUGUUUUGUUGCACGAAUGCGCAAAAUUUUCUGAUGUAGAUCAGUGGACCGAAGAGAAACUCCCUUCUCGUUUUCAUGGUCUCGUCGAGGUUUUAGAGUCGUUCGCUCGUGAUAAGAAUUGUCCCCAUUUCUUCAUUCCGUCUUUAAACUUGUUCACUGAAAUAAGCAAUGAAGAUCUGAAGGGCUUAUGUAGAAAGAUUAAAUUCAUCAGAGAAAGAUGUGGAAAAGUUAAAGGGCAAGAAAGCUUUCUGGAAAAAGAUUGA